AUGGAUCAACCGGUACCACGCGUUGAGCUAGCCUUUCGUCCAAAGGAAAGUUUCGCGGCACCUGGUAGCAAUAUUCGAAAACCGGAGGAUCAGGUAGACAUGACUGCCGAGGAUACGGAGUUGCAUGCGACCCAGCAUAAAGCUCAGGCCCCGAUAGGCGGCCGGAAACAUACCAGGCCAGCGGCCGGACCCCUGAAAAGCUCAUCAAAGCAAGAAGCGCCCGAGCAGAAAGAGCCCGUGGUACAUGAGUGGUCAGAUGUCCCCGGACCAUUGCACGAGGCUGUCAUCGCCUGCCUGAAAAGAGUAUGCCAUGAUCUGAAUACUCUCGCCAGAUCAGGAUACAAAGUCCGCGAAAUGACCCAAGAGGACGUGAAAGGAUACGCGAAGUGCAGGAACUGUGGAGAGCGCAAGAGAGUUCUAGAUACGAAGUCAAAGACAGCUUGUUUCUACCACCCAAUGAAACUCAAACACCAGAAGAAACAAUACAAGUAUCCAUGUUGUGGGAAGAGACACGGAUGCGCCUCACUGCCGGCGCAUGUUUACGCACCUGUUCCAGGUUUUAUCCUGGAGAAUUGGCAGAGCUAUCAAUUAACACCGAGUCCUAUGCCAGGGCUUCGUCCACCUCGGCGCGUGGUCGCGCUUGAUUGUGAGAUGGUCGAGGUUAAAGGAGGAGAUUCGGAAGUAGCACAGGUCUGUGCCGUCCAUACCUUGACCGGUGAAGUUAUUGUCGACAUAUACGUGGUCCCAUCCAAGACGGUCACAGACUGGCGGACUCCUUGGAGCGGGGUAUCGCAGAGACUUCUCGAGGAGAUGAAAGAGGCUGGAAAGACUGUCAACGGAUGGGAAGAAGCUCGCAAAGCGCUAUGGGCGCACAUCGAUGCGGACACCAUCCUCGUGGGCCAAUCGCUCCAACACGACCUUGACGUCAUGCGGAUGGUUCAUUUGAACAUCAUUGACACGGCUAUUCUCUCUCGGGAGGCAGUCGCGAAAAAUUGCAAGCAAAACUGGGGGUUGAAGCGACUAUGCAAGCAGAUGCUUGAUCGGGAUAUUCAGCAGUCACGGGGAGGGCACGAUUGCUUGGAGGAUACAAUGGCGACUAGGGAGGUGGUGCUCUGGUGUGUUCGGCAUCCCGGCAAAUUCCAGGAGUGGGCAGUGUCUCAGAGGGAAUGGAAAAAGAAGGCCGAUGCGCAUUGGAAAUUGAAGCGGAAAGAGUCGGACAAGGCUCAGGUCAAGCAGCCUCAAAAGAUUGUCUCUCAAGUACCCCCUGAAUAG
This is a messenger RNA of Aspergillus fumigatus Af293, 1272 nucleotides long. RefSeq names its product putative RNA exonuclease. Gene Ontology annotation, molecular function: exonuclease activity; nucleic acid binding. The record is from RefSeq and is a predicted model, not a curated record. Gene Ontology annotation, cellular component: nucleus. Gene Ontology annotation, biological process: ribosomal large subunit assembly; rRNA processing. NCBI's taxonomy places the organism in Eukaryota, Fungi, Ascomycota, Eurotiomycetes, Eurotiales, Aspergillaceae.